UCCGACUCUCGGUGGGAAUGUUGGUGAUGGUCAGUCCCUUGAAACAACAGAGAAGAGGAUCGAUUACCUUAUUAAAAAAUGGCCUAACCUCGCUCCCCUGUUAGAGAGGGUGAAGAACCGGAGCGCUGCCUUGUCUGUCCCCAACCAGAGCCCAAUGGAGAGAUUCCUUAAACGUCACCUCAGCGUUACACAGCUAUGUGAGCAGUCUUGGUGUGAGAUCAAAAUGGCCUAUGGGUUCAUUAAGCCUAAAGUAAGGAUGCUAGAGAUGCAAAAGACAGAAGUGACAACUGGGGCCAGUAUUCAUCUCGUCAGAGAACUGGAGGUGAAACCAAAUGUUGUGACUGUGGUUGCUGUCACCAGGGAGGACAGGGAGGCUCUGAAGCUAAUCAGUAUGCUACAGAUGGUCCCAGCUUUAGAGGCAGGCCAGCUUGUGCGGGAGUUCCCAGUGUUUGGUGUGUUGGAAGGGAUGUUCUUCAUGGGUGUGGUUGAUGAGCUGUAUCGUAGUGACUCUGGGGAACUGGUCCUGAGUGAACUGAAGACCCGCAGUCACAACUCUCUGCCCCGCCCAGCCCAGACCAUGGGACACUCUCUACAGGUGGGUAUGUACAAGCUCUUGUUUGAUUCCAUGGUAAAGGGUUCUGCGACGAGGGACCAUCUCCUCCACAACCUUCAGCUGGAUCCUAAUCAGGUCCUUGGAUCAGACCUCCAGACCCACACCCAGUCACUGGGCCUCCAGGCAGUCACGUUCAGGGAGCUCCUGGACCACUUACUGGUCGUCCUUACCUGUUCUAGCCUCCAUGCUAUCGACAAGCUACGCCUGGAGUAUAGCCACCAGAGCUCCGGAAAGCUCAUUGGGACCAGGGAGGUAGCGUUUGAGGAAGCCCAGCUUAGGACUAAGAUCAGGGGCUACCUGGCUUACUGGAGGGGCGAGAGGGUGCCCCAGGGAGUGGAAGUGGAGGAGGCCUGGAAGUGCAGGAUGUGUCCCUAUGAGGAGACCUGUGACUGGAGGAGGGAUAGAUCACAAAGGCUGAUGAUGGUGAAUAAGAGAGCCAAGUUGGAGUGUCCUAAGUCAGAUGAUCCCAAGCAAGAUGGUUCGAAUUUGAAUGGGUCGAAAUUGAAGUCAAAUACCGGUAGUUCUCCUGAAUUAAAUAGCCCUAAACAUACAGAACCCCAGGCAUGUCUCCUGUAAUGAUUUUCUGGGUGUAGUGUGAAUUUCAGGAAGGUUCUAUCUAUGUAUCAUUGAAAGUGUAAGCAAUAUUAAAGUCAGGUUUGUUUAGAGCUAAAGUGCCUUCAGAAAGUACACACCGACUUUUUUCAC
Molecule: messenger RNA, 1318 nt
Organism: Salvelinus namaycush (lake trout)
Lineage: Eukaryota; Metazoa; Chordata; Actinopteri; Salmoniformes; Salmonidae
Product: exonuclease V-like
Exons: 5
Coding region: 155-1189 (344 amino acids)
Biological process (GO): interstrand cross-link repair
Cellular component (GO): nucleus
Molecular function (GO): single-stranded DNA 5'-3' DNA exonuclease activity
Source: RefSeq, a predicted model, not a curated record